This is a messenger RNA of Penicillium argentinense, 510 nucleotides long. Its product is annotated as RNA recognition motif domain-containing protein. Gene Ontology annotation, molecular function: RNA binding. Lineage: Eukaryota; Fungi; Ascomycota; Eurotiomycetes; Eurotiales; Aspergillaceae. The transcript is spliced from 6 exons. The record is from RefSeq and is a predicted model, not a curated record. The coding region runs from base 1 to 510 and encodes 169 amino acids.
AUGUCCAAGCUCUUUGUCCAUGGCCUUUCAUGGCACACAAAUGAUGAGACUCUCCGCGAGGGCUUCCAGCAAUUUGGCGAGAUUCAGGAAGCUAUUGUGGUCAAAGACCGCGCCACGCUGCGUAGUCGCGGCUUCGGCUUUGUCCGAUUCGCGACUGAGGCCGAGGCCGAUGCUGCGAUGAGUACAAUGAACAACCAGGAAUUUGAUGGACGUGUCAUUCGAGUCGACAAAGCCUUUGAUCGUCCCAACCGUCCCGACGGUGGCUUCCAGGGUCGUGGUGGAUACAACCAACAGCCCCAAAGCGGCUACCAGGGCGGCGGCUUCGGCGGCGGCGGUGGUGGCGGCGGAUACAACCGUGGAGGAUAUGGCGGUGGUUACAAUAACUACGGCAACGGUGGUGGCCAAGGUGGUUAUGGCGGCGGCUAUGGAGGCGGUGCGAAUGCCGGGUAUGGAGGAGGCGGUGGGUGGCGAAACAACCAACAGCCUCCGGCCCCAUCUGAAGGUCAAUAA